Messenger RNA from Carassius carassius (crucian carp), 2061 nucleotides. RefSeq names its product pre-B-cell leukemia transcription factor 1. Gene Ontology annotation, biological process: embryonic organ development; brain development; eye development. The transcript is spliced from 9 exons. Gene Ontology annotation, cellular component: nucleus. The record is from RefSeq and is a predicted model, not a curated record. NCBI's taxonomy places the organism in Eukaryota, Metazoa, Chordata, Actinopteri, Cypriniformes, Cyprinidae. Gene Ontology annotation, molecular function: RNA polymerase II cis-regulatory region sequence-specific DNA binding; DNA-binding transcription factor activity, RNA polymerase II-specific. The coding region runs from base 430 to 1716 and encodes 428 amino acids.
UGUCAGUGUUGCCAGCAGACCUGUGCGAAACAAAAGCACUUCUCUCCUCACGUUUAACGCCUUCAAAGCACGUCUUAAAGCUGUUCCAAUCGUAAAGCUGUCAAAGGAAACAAGGAGUUGCGCGGCAGAGUCGCAGAUUACACAGGAUUACAGCAGCCCUUAGACUAAGUUGGGCUCUGUUGUCUUGGCUUUGGUGGCAAGAGCAGGAGUGGCUUGAUCCUAAAGCAGCUCUCCAGAUCAGAUUUCACCCAAACCAGCUGUGAGAAGGAGCCUUGCCUUUUCUCCCCUCUCUCCUUCUCUCCAUGUUGUAAUCGUGAUCCUGACAUCUAGAAAGAAAAGGGGGAGUGACGGAGAGAGUUCCUGAAGGAAUUUUCCUUCUUCUAAGCGAAAAUUGAAAAAGUCACCAGAGUCUAGAGAACAGCGGCGAGAAUGGAUGAUCAGCCCCGGUUGAUGCACUCCUCUCACGGGGUGGGCAUGGCCGGACACCCCGGCCUGGCGCAGCAUAUGCAGGAUGGCACAGGAGGAGCGGACGGCGAGGGAAGGAAACAGGACAUUGGAGACAUAUUACAACAAAUCAUGACCAUAACCGACCAAAGUCUGGACGAGGCACAAGCCAGGAAACAUGCGCUGAAUUGUCACAGAAUGAAGCCGGCUCUAUUCAACGUCCUGUGUGAAAUAAAAGAAAAAACAGUACUCAGUAUCCGUGGAGCUCAGGAGGAGGAGCCACCAGACGCUCAACUCAUGCGAUUGGACAACAUGCUGCUAGCCGAGGGUGUGUCCGGACCGGAGAAAGGAGGCGGUUCGGCUGCAGCUGCGGCCGCUGCUGCUGCGGCAGGCGGCGGCGGGUCCGAUAACUCGGUCGAACACUCAGACUACCGGGCCAAGCUGUCCCAGAUCCGUAAGAUCUACCAUACCGAACUGGAAAAGUAUGAGCAGGCGUGUAAUGAGUUCACCACCCAUGUGAUGAACCUGCUGAGGGAGCAGUCUCGCACUCGGCCCAUCUCCCCUAAAGAGAUCGAGCGCAUGGUGGGCAUCAUCCAUCGCAAGUUCAGCUCCAUCCAGAUGCAGCUCAAACAGAGCACCUGUGAGGCGGUCAUGAUCCUGCGCUCCCGCUUCCUCGAUGCCAGACGAAAAAGAAGAAACUUCAAUAAGCAGGCCACAGAGAUCCUGAAUGAAUACUUCUACUCCCACCUCAGCAACCCGUACCCCAGCGAGGAGGCCAAGGAGGAGCUGGCAAAGAAAUGCUCCAUUACAGUCUCACAGGUAUCCAACUGGUUUGGAAACAAGAGGAUCAGAUACAAGAAAAAUAUUGGAAAAUUCCAAGAAGAAGCCAACAUGUACGCUGCCAAAACCGCCGUGAGCGCAACCAACGUCUCCACCCACGGCAGCCAAGCCAACUCGCCUUCCACCCCAAAUUCGGCAGGUUCUGCUGGUUCUUUUAACAUGAACUCCGGGGACUUGUUCAUGAGUGUGCAGUCUCUGAAUGGGGACUCAUACCAGGGGGCCCAAGUGGGGGCCAACAUUCAGUCACAGGUGGAUACUCUUCGCCAUGUUAUCAGUCAGACAGGCGGAUACAGUGAAAGCCUCGCUGCCAGUCAGAUAUACAGUCCACAGGGCAUCAAUGCGAAUGGUGGCUGGCAAGAUGCCCCGACACCCUCCUCAGUGACCUCACCCACGGAAGGACCCGGGAGCGUCCAUUCUGACACCUCCAACUGAUUGGGCACCAUCCAUCCUCACAGCACGUGGGAUCUUCAGACUAAAGAUCCAGCGAUCCACCCUCCUCAGAUUUGGAUUAACAUCCUUCAUGGCCAUACACAAACAUGCAUACUACCAUGGAACAUUUGGGAUACUUUACAAGAUUUUAGAAAACAAUUAUGAAUUAAAAAAAGAAGAAAAAAAGAUGUGUUUGUACAGUUUUCACAGUGUAUUUUAGGUGGGACAGGGCGACUAACAAAAACCUGUGACUGUUUCAGUCUUAUGAGGCAAUUGUUAAUAAUGGAACAACCAGUUUUUGUGUUUCAAUUUAAAUGCUUCAUUCUACCUCUCAGAAAAAAGAAAAAA